UACGAGCAAAAUACGCGAUGUGUGCAACUGCUUUGAGCAACAGAGGCAGACUGUUCAGUCCUGGAGUACUUACACCCGGUUUUCGCGAGAGAGUUCAUUAGAGAGUCUGUAUUACCGGUAAUUACAAGUCAUGUUUCAUUCAGCAAGGAUAUCUUAUAUCGAUACAGUUGAGGGUAAAAAGAUUAAUUAUCAAGGGUCCGACAACUCUUCUUAAAACCAAGGCCCUGUCUUCCUCUGUGGUGUGGUGACCUAGUUACUGCGAGUGUAAUCCCCCAUUGUGCUUCCUUUUAUCAUCUCAUUUUUCUUUAAACCCUGAGGAAAUUUUGAUCAGUUUCGAUUGCCAAGGAGUAGCUUACACUCGCUGUUGUGAGGUUGGGUUGUCCGUUAAACCUUGUAAUUUCAAGUUCCUUCAUCCCUUGGGUCUCUGCUUGCAUUGGUUGCAUGCUUUAAAUGUCUACUUUUAAUAUUUGUACAAGGAGUUCAAUCAGAAGAAUGGAGCGAAAAAGCAAUCAGCACGAUAACAGCAGAGGAGUGAAAAAGAGAGAGAGGCUUGGGUCGAGUCGUGUUCAUUGCCCCACCCAAGUCUCCCUCACUUUUUCGCUUAGCCGCUAUUAAAUUUGCUAUCGCGCUUUGUUUCACUUACCGAACGCCUAGAAAAGGCUACGGCUUACUUGAUUGAUUUUUUUUCCUUUUACAAAUGUGCAGCAAAUUCUAAGGUGGGAUAACUCGUGUGUCAUACACAACAUCAAUACUGUAGGUAGCGGAAAGUUUCAGAGGGGUACACUUUCCUUGGUUAAAGCUCUAAUCAUGGUUUUCGUUGGAGCAGCAGUUCUGCCUCAUGGAACAAUGAUAUUUGAUGGUGCUCCUAACUCAGAAAGCGCCGCAUGCCGUAAAAGGAAUUCCACAAUGCCGGCAGAGCUCAUCAAACAAUGCUCUGCUUUGUACUCUUCUUGCGAGCAGGCAGCCGACUUGCUGGCGAAGAUGAACCCUGAAGUCGUUCUGCUUGUAACUCCGCAUGGAUUAUCCUUGUCAUCUGGCUCGCUUGGUAUCUAUAUGGCCACCGCUGCACAGGGAAAUGCUCUGUGGAAUGACGAGUGGCGAGAUAUAGAGCUGAAUGUUCCGUUAGAUUCUCAACUCUCUGCUCAUUUGCUCGAGUUUGUUCAGCGGAGAGGGAUUAAAGCAGAUGGCAUCAUAACGUUUUCCAUGAUGGAGGCACCGAUAAGGUGGGGUGAGGUUGUGCCUUUAUGGUUUAUUGACAGGAAGACUGACUCGGAUAACGUGAAAUACAUGAUUGCGGCUACUGCGAGAAAUACAGAAAGUUUAGAUGUGAUUGGGAAGGCUCUCCACGACUUUGUUUCAGGUCUUGAUCAGCGGGUAGCUGUAAUAAUGAGCGGAGAUCUAGCUCACACGCACGAGGCAACUUGCAAUAUUCCACUGUAUUUGCCAGACCCUAGAUCCAACUUGAAACCUACAGAAAUUGCAGCAGAAUUUGAUAGGAUGUGGGAGAUGUGGGCUAGGGGAAUACCAUAUAGUGAUGAUGUGUUGGAGGGGACAGAUCACUUGGAUGAGGUUCACCCGUGGGUGGCUAGUCAAUGUUCACCGUGGCUGGACAGAAUUCUUGAAGACAAUCCAGUAGCCAAGGCUUGUGGCAGGAGGAGCAUUCCAAUUCUCCACAGUAUUUUGGAAAAGGAAAGUAACGAAGGAGGUAACAUCGUAUCGCACUUCUUAGGCCGUUGGGCUCCUACGUACUAUGGAAUGAUGACAGUUGUAUUCAGAGUAAAUAAGUAACACUUGGUGCGAGCGAAUAAUCAUUUUGUUGUUUUAGUCUCGUUCCUCGAAUAAGCUACUAAGCUACUUUAGAAUUGACUCCGGCGCCCCAAGAGUCGAGGGGAGCUUGUGAAAUCUUCUUUUAACAAGCUUUGGUUUCUUUUCGUUUAGGACUAGUAGACUACAACUGAUAUUCAAAUAGGCACAUGGGGAUAUAGCGACAAUAUAUUGCGAUCUUCUCGUGUAAAAGGGGCGGGGGUGGUAGGGUAUACAGUCGUUUCGUAACCAGGUUGAGUCAGUUCGUAUCCGAACCGCGGGUCGAUUCGUACCCGUCCUAAUGCUCAUUCAUUGUAAAUACCUUGCGCAUGAGUGCGUGAACAUAUGUCACUUGUUGCCAAGGACAAGUUAGUGGAGUCAAGCAAAAGAAACACGAGUACAUAUGUGCCUGAUGGAAAUAUUCUUUCAAUCAGUCGUAUGUCUCCCAGACCCCGCAUUUUUGGUUCCAGGCCUGAGAUUCUGUGGUCGAGUAUCAAAAAUGGAUGCCACGUAAACAAAACUUAUUUCGCGCAGGUAAUAAACAUAAGAAACCGACCUGACUUUAACAGACUUGACACGGAAAACAUACUAUUUUCACAAAUAAAUAAAAGAAACAACAGGAUGGUUAAAGGUUUUUUUUUUCAUUUUUUUUUAAUAUCUACAAUUAAAAAACUCUCUCAAAUGUUUACAUUGUGAUUCUUCAGCGAAAAUAAAAGUUAUAUUAAUUUU
This is a messenger RNA of Stylophora pistillata, 2532 nucleotides long. RefSeq lists its product as uncharacterized. The record is from RefSeq and is a predicted model, not a curated record. Gene Ontology annotation, molecular function: oxidoreductase activity; ferrous iron binding. Lineage: Eukaryota; Metazoa; Cnidaria; Anthozoa; Scleractinia; Pocilloporidae.